AUGUUCAAAGUUACCGGUGUAUUGCUGCUGUCCUUCGUGGCAGUUAUUUCUGCAGCGUCCAUCAAUAAUGUGUUGAAGGAAUCCAAGGGUGGCCGUAUUGCAGGCGGAGAACGUCCAAACGAAGAUGUAAACAUGCCCUACCAGGUGGCACUGUUUACCGCCAGAGAUGACAUCUACUACUGCGGGGGUUCCAUCCUGAAUCGCCGUUGGAUUGUAACAUCCGGAGUUUGUGCCAUCGGAAAAUCGCCAGCAGACGUUAUCGUCUUCGUCGGUAGCGAUCGUCUAUCGGUAGGUGGUCAACGGCACGUCGUAGACAGAAUUGUGCUGCAUCCAAACUUCGACGUCAGUGUUUACGCCAACGAUGUUGCCGUGAUGCGGGUUUGGAUCCCUUUCGCUUUCAACGAGAACGUUCAACCGAUUGCUAUGCGUGCUGAACCAGUUGUCGGUGAAGCGGAGGCGCUUAUUUCCGGCUUCGGUCGUCAGACGAUUUCGGAUUCCACCACUCCCGACUUGUUGCGCUUCCUGCGGGUCAAUUUGAUCUCGAACGAAGAGUGUGCGGACGAAUUUGAUGAUGCCUACACUGAGCGGCUGUUCGACAAUACGGUAUGUUCGGCGGGUGUCGAAGGCCGAGGUACCUGUAUUGGUGAUGCUGGUGGCCCACUGGUGCAUGACGGAGAACUUAUUGGAGUAAUCUCAUGGGGAGUGCCGUGCGGUCUCGGUUUGCCGGACGUUUACGCUCGUAUUUCCAACCACCGCGGUUGGAUUCUGGUGCACACGAUGCUGCCGGAAAGUGUUGAAUAA
Uranotaenia lowii is the source of this 801-nucleotide messenger RNA. Its product is annotated as chymotrypsin-2-like. Gene Ontology annotation, molecular function: serine-type endopeptidase activity. Bases 1 to 801 code for a protein of 266 amino acids. Gene Ontology annotation, biological process: proteolysis. The record is from RefSeq and is a predicted model, not a curated record. The transcript has 3 exons. Lineage: Eukaryota; Metazoa; Arthropoda; Insecta; Diptera; Culicidae.